Messenger RNA from Rosa rugosa (rugosa rose), 631 nucleotides. Its product is annotated as G-type lectin S-receptor-like serine/threonine-protein kinase SD1-29. The coding region runs from base 14 to 631 and encodes 205 amino acids. NCBI's taxonomy places the organism in Eukaryota, Viridiplantae, Streptophyta, Magnoliopsida, Rosales, Rosaceae. Gene Ontology annotation, biological process: recognition of pollen. The transcript has 2 exons. The record is from RefSeq and is a predicted model, not a curated record.
AAGAUCAAAGCUUAUGCUGUCAGAAAGUGGCAAGAACUGGUAUCCAAACUUCAGUGCACCAACUAAUCCCUGCGACAAUUAUGGAGCAUGCGGACCUUUUGGUGUUUGCAAAGCUUUUGAAUCUCCAAUAUGUAGGUGUUUGAAAGGGUUUGUACCAAAGUCAGAUGAGGAAUGGAGCAAAGGAACCUGGACAGGAGGUUGUGUGAGGCGAAACAAAUUGUCUUGUCAAAGUGACACAAACAAGUCAGUCUCAUUGAGAGCUAAAGAAGAUAAUAAUUGGUUUAAGAAGAUGACUAUGUUGAAAGUACCAGAUUCUCAUGAAUUUGUUGUUACAUCUUUAGAUGUUGACAACGAGCAUGGUGCCUGCGAGAAGCAGUGCCUAAGCAAUUGUUCUUGCCUGGCUUAUGCAUUUGUAAAUAAAAUAGGGUGUUUGGUCUGGUCCAAAGAGCUUAUUGACAUACAGCAAUUUUCGUUUGGCGGAGAAGAUCUCUAUAUUCGCCUAGCAGAAGCAGAACGAGAUGAAGGUAAGCCAAUAAAGUUAAUUGCCACCCUUACAGCUAUUUGUUCUAUCACUAUCCUGGGGGCCAUAGUGUAUGGUUGGCAUAGGCUUGGAGCUGACCAAAAAGGUUAA